Messenger RNA from Setaria italica (foxtail millet), 1383 nucleotides. Its product is annotated as BURP domain-containing protein 3-like. The transcript is spliced from 3 exons. The record is from RefSeq and is marked provisional. The coding region runs from base 1 to 1383 and encodes 460 amino acids. NCBI's taxonomy places the organism in Eukaryota, Viridiplantae, Streptophyta, Magnoliopsida, Poales, Poaceae.
AUGGACAGGCUCCUCGCCGGCCUGCUUGGCUUCCUAUUGAUUGCGUCAGUAGGAAGCCAUGCAGCUCGUGCUCCGGAUCAGUACUGGAAGACUGCGCUUCCGAACACUCCAGCCGGCGGCACGACCGUGAACGUCGGCGGGGGCGGUGUCCAUGUCGACGCUGGGCAUGGCAAGCCCGGGGGCACGACCGUCGACGUAGGCAAGGGCGGCGUCGGCGUCAACGUUAAUCCUGGCAGCGGCAAGCCCGGUGGCACCACGGUCGGCGUUGGGAAGGGCGGUGUUGGCGUUAACGUCAACCCUGGCUACGGCAAACCCGGCGGGACCACGGUUGGCGUCGGGAAGGGUGGCGUCGGCGUUAAUGUCAAUCCCGGCAAGCCCAGUGGCACCACGGUCGGCGUUGGCAAGGGCGGAGUAGGCGUCAACGUCAAUCCUGGCUACGGCAAGCCCGGUGGCACCACCGUCGGCGUCGGCAAGGGCGGAGUGGGCGUCAACGUCAGUCCUGGCAAGCCGGGUGGCACCACCGUUGGUGUUGGCAAAGGCGGCGUCGGUGUCGGCGUGAACCCCGGCUACGGCAAGCCGGGCGGCACCACGGUCGGCGUCGGGAAGGGCGGGGUUGGCGUCAACGUGAAGCCCCGCGGGAAGCCCGUCCACGUCAACGUCUCUCCUUUCCGGUACAACUACGCCGCAACGGAGACGCAGCUGCACGACGACCCCAGCGUCGCGCUCUUCUUCCAGGAGAAGGACCUCCACGCCGGCAAGAAGGUGACCGUCCAGUUCACCGGCACCGCGGGCGCCGGCACGAAGUUCCUCCCACGAAGCGAGGCCGAGGCCAUCCCGUUCUCCUCCGAGAAGGUGCCCGAGAUCCUGAGCCGCUUCUCGGUGAACCCGGACUCCGUCGAGGCGGCGGAGAUGGCGCAGACGCUGCGCGACUGCGAGGCGCCCGCGGCCAGGGGCGAGAAGAAGGCCUGCGCCACGUCGCACGAGUCCAUGGUCGACUUCGCCACGUCCAGCCUCGGGACCAGCCACGUGAGGGCCGUCUCGACCGUCGUGGCGAAGCCGGGGUCGCCGAAGCAGGAGUACACCGUGGCCGGCGUGAAGCGCGCCGCCGGCACCGGCGACGACGGCCGGCUCGUCGCCUGCCACGCGGAGCCCUACGCGUACGCCGUGUUCAUGUGCCACCUGACGCGGCAGACGCGGGCGUACUCGGUGUCGAUGGUCGGCAGGGACGGCACGGCCGUGGACGCCGUCGCGGUGUGCCACGCCGACACCUCCGGGUGGAACCCCAAGCACGUCGCGUUCCAGGUGCUCGACGUGAAGCCCGGCACCGUUCCGGUCUGUCACUUCCUGCCGCAGGACCACGUCGUCUGGACCCGCAGCGGCUGA